UUCGAACUUAAUUCGAUGCAAAAGAGAGAAGGGUUCGUGCGCGCUUUUCCGGAGCGGAAGCUCUACCUUCAGACGACCCAUACGCCGGAGUUUCUGGGCCUCCGAACUGAGAGUAAUGGACUUUGGAACGCCUCGGCGUUCGGCCGUGGCGUUAUCGUCGGCCUACUCGACACCGGCAUCGCUGCCGGCCACCCUUCCUUCUCCGACGCCGGCAUGCCGCUGCCCCCAGCCAGGUGGAAGGGCUCGUGCGCCCUUGAGGCCGGCUGCAACAACAAGCUCAUCGGCGCGCGCGCAUUCGUGCCGGGCGAUGAGUCCCCUCUCGACGACAACGGGCACGGGACCCACACGGCGAGCACGGCCGCCGGCAACUUCGUGCCCGGCGCGCAGGCGUAUGGGCAGGCCGGAGGCACGGCUGCUGGGAUGGCGCCGCGCGCGCACCUGGCCGUGUACAAGGUGUGCAGCGCCUCAGGCUGCACGGACUCGGACGUGCUCGCCGGCCUGGACGCCGCCGUGAAGGAUGGGGUCGACGUAAUCUCCAUCUCUUUGGGCGGCGGAUCCGUUCCUUUUGACGAGGAUGCGAUCGCCAUCGGCGCGUUCGCCGCUUUCGAGAAGGGCAUAGUCGUCAGCUGCGCAGCAGGUAACGCCGGUCCCUUCAAUACCUCGCUCUCUAACGAGGCGCCGUGGUACAUAACAGUGGGUGCGACCUCGGUCGACCGGAGCUUUAGAUCGUACGUACAGCUUAACAACGGGAAGGUCUACGAAGGCGAAUCUCUAAAUCAGUUAACCAAAAUUCCCUCGAACCCGGUCGAACUUGCGUACAAUUCCAACUGCAGCGAUUGCACCUUCUUCAAAAACUUCGACAUCCAGGGCAAAAUAGUUGUAUGCAAGCCCUUCUUUCCACCGGAAAAGAUCGCCACAGCCGUUCUGAAAGCCGGAGGCAUCGGUGUCAUCAUCAUCAAUGUGGAGGAAGAGGGCUACACUAUCAUCGCGAGCGACUUCCACCUGCUGGCGUCGCAGUUGUCUCCUGCCGACGGGGACGCUGUCAUAGCCUACGCGUCGGACGCCAGAAACAACCCGAAAGCGUUGAUCACUUUCAACGGCACCGUCCUCGGAACUUCCCCGGCUCCCGUCGUUGCCUUCUUCUCUUCUCGGGGGCCGAACUUCCAGACCCCGUCGAUUCUAAAGCCCGACGUGUCGGCUCCGGGGCUUAACAUACUAGCCGCGUGGCCGACCCGAGUAGAUGGAGGAAACGACGGUGCGAAUACUUUCAAUAUAAUCUCUGGCACUUCGAUGGCGACGCCGCACAUCAGCGGCAUCACCGCGCUGAUAAAGAGCGUGCAUCCUGACUGGUCGGCAGCAGCCGUCAAGUCGGCAAUCAUCACCACAGCCGAUGAGAACGGUCGCGACGGCAAGCCCAUCUUAGACGAGCUUCACCAGAAGGCGAGCUUCUUCGCGGUGGGAGCCGGGCACGUGAACCCCUCGAAAGCGGCCGACCCCGGUCUGAUCUACGACAUCGGUGCCAACGACUACGUCGGUUUCAUAUGCAGCAUUUACGGCGACGCGGGCGCUCGCGUUAUCGUCCGCAGCCACAACGUGUCGUGUUCGAAGGUGACCCAAAAGUCGGCGACGGAGCUCAACCUACCGUCGAUAGCGGCCUCCCCGGCUUGGCUGGAAACGGUGACGAUCACCCGCGCGGUGACGAACGUCGGUGAGCCGCAGUCGACUUACACCGCUCAUGUAGAUAUUCCGGAGGCGGUGAAGAUCGAAGUCGCGCCGCCGACUUUGAGUUUCGCGGCGGUCGGCGAGAGGAAGACGUUCCAGGUGAGGGUGAGAUGGAGCCUCUUUCCGGCGAAAGGCGUGGUUGAAGGGAAUUUGAGGUGGGUUUCUAAUGAGCACGUUGUGAGGAGCCCCAUAGUGGUAGGAAAUUUUAAAGCUAGAAACUAG
This is a messenger RNA of Ananas comosus (pineapple), 1944 nucleotides long. RefSeq names its product subtilisin-like protease SBT1.7. The record is from RefSeq and is a predicted model, not a curated record. Gene Ontology annotation, biological process: proteolysis. Lineage: Eukaryota; Viridiplantae; Streptophyta; Magnoliopsida; Poales; Bromeliaceae. The transcript is spliced from 2 exons. The coding region runs from base 16 to 1944 and encodes 642 amino acids. Gene Ontology annotation, molecular function: serine-type endopeptidase activity.